UAUCUAAUAUCUUUUUGAAUACUUAAUAGAUUAGACUACUCUAAGUUGCGGGGAAAAAAAACUGAAGAAGAUACUACAAAUAAGGUGUCGCUCCCUCGACUAUGGAAUUCGCAUUGAUGCGCCUGAUGACUGUCUUCCUGUCUUUGUGUGACUUCACGGCAGGGUCUUCUAGCGCCAUUUCGUGUAUUCCAUCAGAAAUUCGAGGAGUGCAGCGUGAAGUAUGGAGAGACUUGUCCGGUCUGUCUGAUCUUAAGAGCCUGCUGACAAACAGCCGUUACCCUGACAACGUUACACAAGUCCAGACUCUCACAACAUUCAAGGCUCCGCAAAACGACGGCGAUAAAUAUGGACAGCGGCUACUUGGAUACUUUGUUCCAUCAAUCGCUGGUAGUUAUCGGUUUGAGGCGGACUGUAACUAUCAGUGUGAAGUGAUAAUACGCACGACGACCAAACCAGUGGACACGCUAGUCUCCUUUACAAUUCUGACUCCUGGCAGCAGGCGUGUGCCCAAAUACAUCUAUAUGGAGAUGGGCGUGGCGUACCUGAUACAAGUCGUCCACGUGGAGGUCGUUGGGCAAGAUUACAUGGAACUGCGCAUGAUCUCACCAACCACCAACUCGUAUCGCGUGAUACCUACUGACCAUCUUAUAGCAGUAUCAACAGGCACGCCUGUGCGGACCGUGAGCAUGUUAGGAGACUGGGGACAAUGGUCCAGCUGUAUCGUCACAUGUGGAGAGGGGAGGUCUUCUCGUCAUAGAGCAUGCGCAGAUAAUCCAGCCAAAUUUUCUCUUAGCGUUGGGGCAUUAAACGAGACGGCUAAUAAAACUCGAGCUUGUAGAGUUAACAUCUCAUGCGUAGAUACACCAGCCGCACCACACAACGUGACCGCCUAUAGUAUCAGCUCCACCGCAUUGAAAAUCUCCUGGAGUCAAGUGCGUCACGCAAGUCACUACAUAGUGACGUUAAGCGCCAGUGACUCAUAUCGUGACGUAGUCUGUAACGCAAGUACUAUCAGUAUGGAAGUUAGGGGACUAAAAAGGUUCACCUUUUACAGUGCUUGUGUAGCCGCGGUUAACAGCUUGGGUAGAAAUAGCGCAUGUGUGAAUGUCAGUACAGAUGAGGGCGGAUACAAUGCAAGCCUUCACCUGCAAGCAGUUAACUACACAAGUCAGACAGCCAUCAGGUUACGGUGGACAGUACCAUCCCCUUUUUGGAUGGCAUCGCGUAUUGAAGUCAAGCUAAUCUAUGAAGUCGCGAAUACCAAGCGUCUUAAUAAAUCUGGUCGCAUGGAGGAAAAAGUGGAAUGGAAUGCGACGUCAUGGUUACUGGAAGGGCUUAUUCCCCAUACCACGUACAGUAUACAACUUGUUGCCAUGGAAUUCAAAGAACAAAGGUUCCUCAGCAACGUUGUUAUUGCGGAAACCUGUCCUUGUCCCGUAACGUUUACCCCAAACUGGUUUGAAAUACCGCCCUACGCAUUAGACAUGUCUGGCGGGAGCGCGGUGACGUCACAGCCAAUAGGAGUAGUCUCUCAAGCUUUGUCACACAUGGUGAAGGAUGUGUGUGGGGUAUGCCUGUCUUAUGGUGUCUCGACUAUUGCAUACGGCAAUUCAACUGCAAACUCAACAAAGAAGAAUAAUAUUUAUCAAGUGUUGCAGGACGCAGCUCACUGCGAUCUCUCAUUCCCUGUAACCAAGCCAGCUCGUCCCAUACCCGGCCUUGUCUACAUCCCCGUGGUCCGAGUACCGGGCGUUUUGCUCCUCACCGUACAGAAAUCCCCAGGGGCCUAUGCCCGGACGGUGGCCAGGUCUGUGUGCCAGUGCUGGCCACUGCUGGUUAUCAAUCUUGUGAUGACGUCAUUAGCAGCAAUCGUGCUGUGGAUGCUGGACAGCGCGUCCAGCUCGGAGGAGUUUCCAUUGUCAUUUCUUGCCGGCGUUCGUGAAACAUUCUGGUGGUCGUUUGUUACUUCGACAACAGUUGGUUAUGGCGAUCGAGUUCCCAGAUCCCUCCUCGGCCGUACCUUCGCUAUGGCCUGGUCACUUAUGGGCAUGGUGCUGACGUCAUUGUUGAUAAGUGCUGUGACGUCAUCACUCAUAAUCACCGUCAUCACUGAGAACAUGACAGUGGAGAAAGGACGUAAGGUUGGUGCAGUCGAGGGCAGCGUAGCUUUCACCGUUGCCAAAAAGCUUGCAGGAACGAUGGCAACAGUCGCAAGUUACCCAAACGCCGAGACUUUAGCCUAUGCCUUAUCACGUGACGAAAUCGACGGCUGCUUGAUUGACAUGCACUCGGCUGGCUUCUACAGUGAUCAGCUCACUCGCAAGGGUCUCAAGGUCUCGCAGGUCAUUAAUCGCCCUUUCACUUACGGUGUGCUGAUUGGUGGGAACGCGUCGCAACUAGCCAAUCAAAUGGAGAAAACGCUAAAAGUUAAUGAGCUUCAGGUUUUACGCUAUCUACAGAAGAUGCACCAUGGUACCGACGCUGAACACGAGAAAAACCGUACCCCUUCUCCGCCAAAGGAACAAUUGUCUAUAGAGUUUCUGGACCCGAGAUCUGAUUUGUACACACUGGUGGUUCUACUCACUGGGAGCUUGCUGGCUUGUGCUGUGAUUGGUGGAAUGAUGUACCACGUGAUGUGCUACAAAAAUCGAAAAACCACACGCAUAGCCACAGAAAGAGCCCAGAGAAUGGCAGAAUACCACAGAAGAAUAUCGAUGAUGAGGGAAAUCCUGGAAGAAUUUUAUCGAAAUUUUCGACGUACCUACGACGACUUGAAAGAGUUGCAUGGACUACAGCUCAAAGAGUGCCUUAGAAAGAAAACUAAGAAUGACAGCCAGGUAGAGCUACAGCAUAUCAGACGAAAAACUGUAGAUUGUUAAAUUCGACAUGCGUAAAGGAACAAUUUAGUAUGCGACCUGCCUACGACCAGGGUUUGGAUCUAGCUUCUGCCAAGGGGGAGGGGGUGGGUUGACCAAAAAAAUGUCGUCUUUACCUUCGUAACUAUUUUGGAAGAACAGACACAAUGAAAACAAUAAAAAAAGGCAGCCCAAGGGGGAGGGGGUGGGGGUUAAAACCUCGAGCGUCGUAGCGGGGUCGUAGACUGAUUUACACUCUACGACUAAAGUUGUAGAGAUGUUGCGGGCAAGUCGCAUACUCAAGUUGCAUACAUUAGUGUAGGCGCCUACAUCAUGAGGGAGACGUGACGUAAUUGCUCUAAUUAUCCCGUGAGUAUUUUUUUUAUAAAGAAUGAUUCCCAAAUAUGGUCACUUACCAGUCUUCCUUGACUUUAUGCAGUAGAAUCCUGGUAACACAAGCAUCGCCCCGUUAAUUGAAAGUAGACAACUUAUGGCGUAACUGGGGGAGGCGUAACUAGGGGUUGAGCAAGGGCGCGCAUUUAACAUGCGCAUGCUUACGUAAGGCGCGUUAAAAAUAAUAUAAAACACCCCUCCCUCCCCUCCAAAAAAGCGUAAGUAUGAGAUACCUAACAAGACAAGAGCCGACGAAAAAUACUGAAGUGGGCCAGGCUUUCUCGGGAGUUAGUCUUAUUUGAAGCUCAUACACUAGCUAAUUCAGACAUCAUAUGAAUAAAAUGCGCGACGUCUCAUAUUAUUUGGAGCUAAUGUACUGCAAAAUGAGUAGCAAAAUGAGAUCUAGAUUUUUAAUCUAGAACAUGUGUUUGGGAAUGAUUUAUGUUGUAUGGCUAUUAAACGAGUAUUCACAAUAAUUUUAAUACGCUCCAUGAGCAAUUAAAUCGAGACCCUCCAAUCAUCAGUAUUUUAGCAAACUUCUGAAUACUAGUAAUGGAUGGGCAUAAAUUUUCGUUCAUAGCGCAGCAAUAUUUGCACGUUCCUCUAUCAAAUCCGAGAUAAGCAUCGCGCUUAUAAACAGUCGGCAAUCACAAGAUUUUGGAGCACAGAGAAGAAAAAGAGACGUAACAAUCAACCUUCUCUCGGUUAAUUUGUAUUUAUCACGUAUUUUUUUGAAGAAGGAUCGACAAAAUGAAGUUUAACAGAGCAAUGAUUUGUGGCGUUUUUCUCUUGCUCCUGGCAUACCACACAAAAGGUACGUUUGGCUAGCUUUCUUCCAGUCCAAGUGAAGUGUAUCCAUCCCUUUCAAUCUCCGUUUUGAAUUCAAGAUCAACGAUCUUUUUCUCACACAGUUGUCAUUUCUUGCUCAUUAUUCGCUUUUUGUAGAUUUUACAAUAGGUUUAUCAACCAUUAAAUAUGAUUAAAUCUCCUGCGACCUUACCCUAAUGUCAAUCACGCGAGUAGUUUUAGUAAUUGCUGAGACACAUAGACCUUGACUAUCUUUUGAUGUUUUGACAUUUUUUACCUACGCCAUUUUUAAAUAAAUACAUUACCGGCGCCGCUAAAUGUUAAUUUGAAAAAUAAUUAAGACGAAAUAUUUUGGAAAAUUUGAUUUUAUCCAAGUAAUUGGUAGACAAAACAUAUUGCCGAUAUCAGAAUAUUGCUAUUUAAAUGAUAGGGUACAAUUUCAAUUUGAAAUAUACAUUUAAACACUUUAAUAUGAAGUCAUGCUCUGAUUUGCAAGCCAAAUUAGGCGAUCGUUGUACAUUAUAAUUACUAUUUUUUCCAUUUCUUAGCAUUAAAUGACCGCGGUGAUCUAGAACCUAAAAUUUCUUAGAACCUUAACAGAACCUAAACAGAACCUAAUAGCAAGGGGCGUAAUUGUUAAUAACAAAAAAAUUCAAAAUUACCUAUUUUCUGCAUAGAAUUACAGAGUAGGGCUGGAAAUACGU
Messenger RNA from Nematostella vectensis (starlet sea anemone), 4759 nucleotides. RefSeq lists its product as uncharacterized. Gene Ontology annotation, cellular component: nucleus. The coding region runs from base 102 to 2879 and encodes 925 amino acids. The record is from RefSeq and is a predicted model, not a curated record. Gene Ontology annotation, molecular function: protein binding. NCBI's taxonomy places the organism in Eukaryota, Metazoa, Cnidaria, Anthozoa, Actiniaria, Edwardsiidae. The transcript is spliced from 17 exons.